AUGCCCGACGCUGUUUGGUCGGCGAUUUUCCUUGUCAUAUUGGUUGCAAUCAACUUAGUCAGUGUGAAAUUGUAUGGAGAGCUUGAAUAUUGGUUUGCGAUGAUCAAAAUUUUGAUCGUGAUUGUUUUUAUAAUCAUCGCUAUUUGUAUCGCGGCUGGUGGUCUAGGUGGUCAAGUUCUUGGAUUCAAGUAUUGGAGGGACCCUGGCGCUUUUGUCGACGGCGGUGUCGGCUUGGUCAGCGUUUUACUUACAGCAGGCUUCUCUUUCCAAGGCACUGAGAUUGUUGGUAUUACCGCUGGCGAAGCACAGAAUCCAACAAAAACGGUUCCGCGCGCAAUCCGCAAUACCUUUUGGCGCAUAGUGUUUUUUUACAUUGUUACCAUCUUCCUAUUGGGUCUAUGCUUACCUAGCGAUAACCCUGAUCUAGCAAACACUGAUGACUCUGCAGCUACUGCCUCAUUUACUCUUGUAUUCGAACUAGCAGGCAUCGAAGUGGCUAGCCAUGUGAUAAACGCGGUAACUUUGACGAGCGUUUUAUCUGCCGGUAACUCUGGUAUCUAUACCUGUUCACGAACUUUACUGGGCCUAGCACAUGACGGGAACGCACCUGCAUUUUUCUCGACAACCAAUCGGUUUGGUGCACCCUACUGGGCGGUCUUGUUUUCAUCCAGCGUUGGAUUUGCAUGCGUAUUUGCGUCAAUAUAUAGUGCUUCUGCUGCAUUCAAUUGGUUCUUAAGUAUUACAGCAGUUACUGGGUUCAUCAGCUGGUGGGGUAUUGCUGUCAUCCACAUGCGAUUUCGUCGUGCUUAUAAGCAUCAAGGGCGUGAUUUGAAGGAUCUACCUUAUAAAACGUUUUUGUUCCCCAUCCCGUCGCUGUUUGCAUGCGUUUUAUGUAUUUUGAUCAUCCUUGGUCAAGGUUACACGGCAUUCACUCCUCACUUUGAUGGUGUACUAUUUGCUACUAAUUACAUUGGUAUCGUUCCUGCUGUUGUUGCUUACGUUGCAUACAAACUUAUUCGACGCACACGUGUUGUAUCUUUGGAUGACAUUGACUUCGAUACGGGCCGUGUCACGCAAGCUGAGAUUGUUGCGGAGGACGAACACGAGAAGAAUCUACCAUGGUACAAAAAGGCUCUCAAUAUCAUAGCAUAA
Messenger RNA from Lichtheimia ornata, 1152 nucleotides. RefSeq lists its product as uncharacterized. The record is from RefSeq and is a predicted model, not a curated record. Bases 1 to 1152 code for a protein of 383 amino acids. Gene Ontology annotation, biological process: amino acid transmembrane transport. Gene Ontology annotation, cellular component: membrane. The transcript has 10 exons. NCBI's taxonomy places the organism in Eukaryota, Fungi, Mucoromycota, Mucoromycetes, Mucorales, Lichtheimiaceae. Gene Ontology annotation, molecular function: amino acid transmembrane transporter activity.